Molecule: messenger RNA, 7637 nt
Organism: Xyrauchen texanus (razorback sucker)
Lineage: Eukaryota; Metazoa; Chordata; Actinopteri; Cypriniformes; Catostomidae
Product: SHC-transforming protein 2-like
Exons: 13
Coding region: 1097-3157 (686 amino acids)
Biological process (GO): intracellular signal transduction; cell surface receptor protein tyrosine kinase signaling pathway
Cellular component (GO): plasma membrane
Molecular function (GO): receptor tyrosine kinase binding
Source: RefSeq, a predicted model, not a curated record
CAUUUUUUUUACAUAUAUAAAAAAAUGCACUUUAUAUGCAGAGGCAACUAAAAGUAAUCCAUUUGUAUUUCUCAGAAAAUUUUAAACUGUGGCACUAGCAAAGCAUUGCUCUGUUUUGUUUAAGCAUCCAGUCCCGACCAGCCCAAGUUAGCAACAAUGACUGCACAAAAUGGUGUUGAGUUUGGGGCAGGACUAUCUGUUUGCCUGACCAAUAGAAGAUAUGGGGAGUGUUUGGGAAAUUUAUUUGAAAACAGUAAUUAUUUUCUCAGUGUCCUUUAGGGACAAUAGAUGCACAUAAAUUAUACACUUCACAAAAAUAUAUAGUACUCAUAUGCAUUGUGAAAAGACAAAUGACAUUCUGAGAUGUUAUGUGACAAGUUUUACUCUUGGUCUUGACUCGUUGCAUUAUAUGUAUUCAUUAAUUUCCAUUGGUGAGCUGAAGUGUGCAGUUUCUGCGCCGCUAGCAUUAGCAAACUGCAACUAGUGUCAAAGUGGUUACACAUUUAUUGGGAAUCAACUUGCUUAUGGUUGUCUCUGCAUAUUAAACUGGGAUAGGAAAAGGAAUUUUAACAUUAAAAAAUACAAAUCACCUUUAACUAUUGCUGAUGAACUGAAAUCAUAGCUUUGUACUUGCUGGCUUGUGUUUGUGUGUACAAAGGUAUGUGCCUGAUGCUGUUUGGAGGUACACAGGCAAAUGUGCAAUAGCUAAUGUUGCCUGAAUCCAGCUGGGUUGGGCAGAUCUAAUAGACAGACCAUAACACUAUGACAUCAUCAAGAGAGGGGGGAGCAGGGCUGAGAUAGAAAGAGAGAGAGAAUGAAGAAGCGAGGGAGGGAUUAAACAAGCCACACUAAGGGACAGAGCAAGCUGUCAGAUAACAGAAAGAGAGCGAGGGAGAGAGAGGACGAGUGUAUGUGUGCAAGAGGACGCAGGGCAAGACUCACUCCACAGACAGUAGAUUCACCUCCCAGUGGAUUCUUGUGGAUUUCUCCAUUGUUUCCACUGCAUCUUUCCUUUUCCCCUUUCCCCUUUCCCUAGACAUUCCCCCUUCCCCUUCCUCACCCCCACUACUCUCUACUCUGGAUUGCUCCUCAGGGCAUGCUACUUAAGCCAAAGUAUGGCCGCUUCCGGAACGACUCUGUGACCUCCUCUGACGACCUGAUGCAGAGCCUAGCCAUGAGCGAGAAGGUGGUGGCCACGCCAGUGGCCUCCUCAUCCACACCUGGCUUAUCGCUGCCGCCCCUGGAGACCGCUUCCCUUCCUCAGCCCUCAGACCAGGUGCUGGCUGACUCGCCCGGGCUGGAUGGCGAGCAGGACAACACCACCACCUUCUGCAUGCUAAUCCCCAAGAUGCCCCACUGGAAGUUCUCCAACUCACUGCUAAGCCGAAGCCCCUCCAAUAGUAGCUCCAGCUCUGGUUCCAGCAAGGACUCUGGCAGGGUGACUGCAUCCGAGAGUACUGUACCCGCUUCUGGGGGUGCAAUUGCUGCCAGCGGUCCUGUGGCUAGUCUUGCAGCUGUGUUCAACUCCUGUGACCAUGUUUGUGUGGGCCCUUGUUCCCUACAGGCUGUCAGGCGGCAGAGGGCCACCGGGCGAUCACCCAGUCCCAGAGAGUCCAGUGCAGGGGCCAUCGAGAGGAGUCCAGGGGGCUCUGGGAGCUUCAGGACAGGGAUGAACCGGAGGACCAGGGUGGAGGGUAUAUGGCUGGGAGAAAACUUCACCCAGAAAGGCAGCUUCAUCAAUAAGCCAUCCCAGGGGUGGUUGCACCCAGACAAGAAGAUCAGCAGCAUGGGUGCUUCCUAUAUCGUCAGGUAUAUGGGUUGCAUUGAGGUUCUGAAAUCCAUGCGAUCUUUGGACUUCAGCACUAGAACACAGGUCACAAGGGAGGCCAUCAACAGGCUGUGUGAAGCCGUACCAGGAGGAAAAGUUGCCUGGAAGAGGAAAGCUGCCAACAAAACCCUCCAGUCCAUCAUGGGGAAGAGUAACCUGCAAUUUGCUGGAAUGAGCAUCGGCGUCAACAUCUCCAUUGAUGGCUUGAGUUUGCUUGUCCCGACCACACGACAGGUGAUUGCUCACCACCCCAUGCAGUCCAUCUCUUUCGCGUCUGGUGGAGAUUCGGAUACGCCUGAUUACGUUGCUUAUGUAGCCAAAGACCCUGUCAAUCAAAGAGCAUGCCAUAUCCUGGAGUGCUCUGAUGGUCUUGCCCAAAAUGUGAUCAGUACCAUCGGCCAGGCCUUUGAACUGCAGUUUAAACAGUUCCUACACAGCCCACCCAAAGCCAUUCCUACUAUGGACAGGAAUAUACGAACAGAGGAAUCAGCGUGGGGUGAUGACGAGGAAUCGUCAGAGCACAAUUACUACAAUAGCAUCCCAGGCAAGGAGCCGCCAGUGGGGGGAGUGGUGGACUCCAGGCUCAGGCCUCCUGCGGGCCUACUGGGCCACGUCCAUACACAACCACAGAACAAAUCCGCACAGAUGGGGUCACCGGGCAAAAGAGAUACAAGCAGCCUUCCUGCCACCCACUUGUGUUAUGAAGUUCACUGGAAUACAGAGAACAACAGUAGCUCAAGUUUGACGUCAGAAGAUGGUUACUUGCGAGCAGAUGGUCAUCCUCCUGGCUGCCGAGAUUAUGAAGAACACCUGUACGUAAACACUCAGAAUCUGGACAUGUUAGAGGCCUCUGCAUUUGCCCGAGGAGGAAGAAGAUCCGAGAGCCCCAAGAAAGAUAUCUUUGAUAUGAGGCCGUUUGAGGAUGCCUUGCGUCUACACGAGGCAAGUGGAGUUUGUGUAUUGGAGGACAAGUGGCCGAGCCCCCCAAGGAGGCAAGCCCCUGUGGCUCCCACAGAGGACCAGCUCCGAUGCGAGAUGUGGUACCACGGCCGCAUGAGCCGCAGGGAUGCUGAGAAUCUACUGGGCCGAGAUGGAGAUUUCCUGGUGCGGGACAGUGCUACUAACCUGGGUCAGUAUGUGCUGACAGGGAUGCAGUGUGGACUUCCCAAACAUCUGCUGCUGGUGGAUCCAGAGGGAGUGGUUCGGACUAAAGACAUGCUUUUUGAGAGCAUCAGUCACCUGAUCAACUACCACCUGACCAACAAGCUGCCAAUUGUUGCGGAAGAGAGUGAGUUACACCUCCAACAAGUGGUAUGCAGAAAGCAUUGACCCCCACUUAAAGCCCAUACACACGAAAGCAAGGCCGUCCCCUGUGCCACCAAUCUAGAAGCUCACACUAUUGCCUUAAACACAGAUUUGAGCUUCCUCUGGAACUAGAAUAUUGCUGCUCCUUAGGCACUGACCACAAACUACAGCUUUCAGCAUGCCUUGCUCAAUUGACAUCUUCUUCAAACAACUGAGAAGACUCCCACACCCCAACUGAGAGCUGCACGUUGGGAUAAAAAGUACUUCUAAACCUUUCCCUUGUGCAAACCGGACCCUGCUAUUCUCAGCAGACUGCUCUUGGAUCAAAAAUAUGAACUUUCGAGACACACAUAAACAAAUCACCAUGUUCCCUUCCGCUCCUCUACAUCCGUGUGAACGUUCGUCUUGACUGGGCUGUCGUUUCUAAAUGCGAUGUAUUCAGCAACUGUGGCUGUGAUCUUCUUUGAUUAUGCCUCUUUGGAAAUCUGGACAUCAGUAUUUGUUGUGCUUACAAAUGUGGUCAUCUGUUUGUUCUCAGGAUGCAGUAUUUGAAAAGGACAUUAUAAACUCAUGGGCUCCCUUGCUUAAACUCAGUCUAAUGCAGUUGUAUCGAAUUCACAUUUCAGAAUUUAAUUUAUAAACUCUCAGGACCAAAUGUUGGGUCAUGCUCAUGUGAUGUUACCCCUUUUUUGUAAAUAUAGUGAUUAUUGUGAUCCAGAUAUGCAUUAUGCUUCAUAAUAUAGGAGACAUCCAAAUAUCUGGACAUAUUCAAUAUCUCAGUUGUGGUUAAUCACAUAAACAAAUGCCCACAGUAUAAUUUAAGGUGUAAUAAAGCAUCAAAGUGAAGUCAGGGAAGAUCGAUACCUUAUUUUUUUAUGCUUUUUUUUGCGCAAAGCAUUUUGUGUACAUGACAUAUGUUUUUACCAUAAUUGCCAUAAGAACACUCAAUUUCUUUAAUGAGUCAUGGCGCCAUCAUGUGGUGUGUACUUUUGACCAUGCCGUAUAAAUUGAUUGGAACACUACGAAUUCAUCUGUAACCAGGCACAUCAGGAAUGUUCAGUUUUGUUUCCUUAUAUUGUUUCCUUAUUCCUUAUCAGGUGUAAUUACCUGAUCUUCCAAGUAUCAGGUAAUGGAAUGUCUUCGUGUUUGGAGAUCGGCAAUAUCAACCUGGAAUAUCCUACAUCCGACUUUGAAUGGAACGCAGCAUAAACUCUGAAGGAUACUUGCCUUCCAAGAGCAGGGUUGAGAACCCAUAAGGAACAAAUACCCACAGUUUAAUUUAAGGUGUACCAGUAAUAUAGCAUCAAAGCUACUAAAAACGAAUAGUUCACCCAACAAUGGCAAGUUUGACGCAUGACUUUCUUCCAUAAAACACGGAAAGGUAGCUCUUUUCCAUAUAAAGAAAGUAUACAAUGAUAAUUCUCCUAUGGUGGAUUGUGCAAGGUUUGAUGUCAAUUUCCACUUUUCUACUAUCAACCAGUGCAAGACAGGGCUAUCAACUGGUCAGCCGGGGCCAAUAGCCUCAGAUCUAAUAGCAUUCCCACCAUUGGGCCAAUAGCCCAGCAGCAUUUCCCUAAAACCCAAUUAGGUAUAGCUGCAGGCCGGAGACCUCUAAAUGGGGGAUCUCCUAAAGAGUGCAGGGUUACUCCAGAAGGGGAUUGCGCCAACUCUAAAAGGAGUUAGGGUUAGGGAAAGGGUUAGAUUAGGGGCUUUUGCUGGCAGAUUGGAGCUCAAUCAGAAGUUUACAUACACCAUAGCCAAAAACAUUCAAACUCAGUUUUUCACCAUUCCUGACAUUUAAUCGUAGAAAACAUUCCCUGUCUGUUUAGUUAGGUCAGUUAGGAUCACUACUUUUUUUUUUAAGAAUGUGAAAUGUCAGAAUAAUAGUAGAGAGAAUUAUUUAUUUCAGCUUUUAUUACUUUUAUCACAUUCCCAGUAGGUAAGAAGUUUACAUACAGUUUUAGUGUUUAUAUUUGGUAUUUUUACUGUUAGUAUUUGGUAGCAUUAACUUUAAAUUGUUUAACUUAGGUCAAACGUUUUAGGUAGCCAUCCACAAGCUUCUCACAAUAAGACAGAACUGGUGUAACUGAGUCAGGUUUAUAGGCCUCCUUGCUCACACACGUUUUGCCCACAAAUUUUCUAUUGGAUAACAAUACCUUGACUUUGUUGUCCUAAAGCCAUUUUGCCACAACUUUGGAGGUAUGCUUGGGGUCAUUGUCCAAUUGGAAGACCCAUUUGCGACCAAGCUUUAACUUCCUGGCUGAUGUCUCGAGAUGUUGCUUCAAUAUAUCCACAUAAUUUUCCUUCCUCAUGAUGCCAUCUAUUUUGUGUAGUGCACCAGUCCUUCAUGCAGCAACGCACCCCCACUACAUGAUCCUGCCACCCCCAUGCUUCACGGUUGGGAUGGUGAUCUUCGGCUUGCAAGCCUCUCCCUUUUUCCUGCAAAUAUAGCAAUGGUUAUUAUGGCAAAACAGUAAAAAAAACAAAUCAUCAGACCAGAGGAAAUUUCUCCAAAAAGUAAGAUCUUUGUACCCAUGUACACUUGCAAACUGUAGUCUGGCUUUUUAUGGUGGUUUUGGAGCAGUGGCUUCUUCCUUGCUGAGCAGCCUUUCAGGUUAUGCUGAUACAGGACUCGUUUAACUGUGGAUAUGGAUACUUGUCUACCUGUUACCUCCAGCAUCUUCGCAAGGUCAUUUGCUGUAGUUCUGGGAUUAAGUUGCACUUUUUGCACCAAACUAUGUUAAUCUCUAGGAGACAGAAUGCAUCUCUUUCCUAAGCGGUAUGAUUGCUGUGUGGUCCCAUGGUGUUUAUACUUGCGUACUAUUGUUUGUACAGAUGAAUGUGGUACCUUCAGGCAUUUGGAACUUGCUCCCAAGGAUGAACCAGACUUGUGGAGGUCCAAAAUGUAUUUAUUUUUUUAAGGUCUUGACUGAUUUCUUUUGAUUAUCCCAUGUCAAGCAAAGAGUUUGGAGGUAGGCUUUAAAAUACAUUCACAGGUACACCUUCAGUUCAUUACACCUCCUAUCAGAAGCUAAUUGUCAAAAGGAUUAACAUAAUUUUCUGACUUCAAUACACAGCCUUGGUGCCAAUGUUACACACCCUGCCACUUUCACAAGCAAGAGAGAAGCUCAAGUUGAGGUAUCAGACUCUGGAGACUAGCUAGCCCUCAAAAUUAUACCGAUUUGUACUGUGCCUGCAAUUGUUUUAAUUUUUCCCGAACCUGUAUCAUUGGUGCUGGAUAAACAACUUUAGUGACAAUACACUUCAAUGAUCUGACGUUGGACAUUUUCAUCAGCCGAAAUAUUAAAAAGUAAUGACGAUUCUCGAUUUGAUCUGUUGAGGUAAGCUGGUAGCUAGAUUUAAAAAAUUGGGAAAUGAGUAUCUAGAUGCUGAAAUCUCUGACCUGACUCAAUGAAACUCUGCCUUUGACACUGACCGCGCCUCAAUACACAGUUACCCUUCUUUGGCUAAAAGUAAAUCAGUAUGCCGAAGGCCAUUGCCCCAAAGGAAGCCCCGGGGAGACACGAUUAAGCCCCUGAAGUGCUCAACACAUUCUCUAAUAUAUACACAUUUUUGGUAACCAUGGAAUUGGUUCAUAGGUGUCACUAAUAAUUACGUAAAUUUCAGUCUAUCACAAAAAGCUGUUGAGUGGCUUCAGAAGAAUAUAGUGCACGAGUUGUAUGAAGAGUCGUAUGAAGGGAGACAGUCAUACUUGUUUGGAAUGAGAGUGAGUAAAUGACAAUUUUUUGAUUUUUGAUGUAUUUCCAUUCUUUUACUGUAACAAAAACUAGACGUUAAUUGAGUGUGUAUAAUUGUGCAAGUUGUUUUUUUGUAUACCUGUAAUUAUUUUCUAAUGUUCAAUGUUCAUCUGAAUGAAAGCUGCUUCCUGGUCAAAUGUAUUCAUCAUACAAGACUAAAACUGCCUCUGUAGAUGUCCAAAUAUUCUGGUUGCCUAAAAUGAAGACUUUGGCUCAAUACAGUGUUUAAAGAACAAACAAGUUUAAAAUCUUUCACACAUCUUCCCUAUUAUCCAGAAGAAGAUUCCAGUGCCUUAAAAGUAUUUAUUUUUUUUUUUUCAUUUAUUUUUUUAAAAGUGCCUGCAAGGCAGUGCUGUAUUCUUAAAUCAUUAAAUUUUUCUUCACCACAAUUUUCAGCAAUUCAUUCGACUUUAAUAUCUUAUACAGACUCCAUUCAUACUUAUUUUUUUUUAAUAAUUUCAGCAUUACCAGUCAAUUUCUCCAAUGAGUUUUUGCAUUAUUUUUCAAUUCUUGUUCUAUGUAAACAUAAUAUGUGACUGUUUUUUAGCAUCUCGCACUAGAGUGCCACAUUUUUUUUAGACUUUGCAGCCUAUUUUUUAAAUGCAUGCAGUAUUGGCAUACCGAAUUCUUAAGAAUUGCAUUUUUAAGUAUACUAAAUUGUGAUUGGUCUUCUCUUUCUUGCGUUUAUUUAACAAUCUUUGCUCUGCAAAACUAGUGUGGUAUUUCAUGGAGCCUUUAUUUCGCAA